UUUUCCAUUGCCCAAACAAGCCAUUUCUCUCUGUUUUUUGAAACUCUGCUUUGGGGAAAACGACGACCAUUCUUUAACAAGUGGGUUCUGGGAAUUCCAUUAUCGUCCUUGUCCAACACUUUGUUUGAUGGGACUGUUUGUAUCCCUUCAGCACUUCCUUUCACUCGAGCAAGCACCCCUGUUCCUGUAUUGUACCAGUCUUUUGGCAGCUACACCGACCAAAAAUAUGAUGUCUCAUCCUAAGUUAGGAGCACAAAUAAUGGCACCCCCCCAUGUUCUUUAAUUCCCACUUCUCAUAAAACUAUUUAAAGUGUUUCUUCUUUUUCCUUGAAUACUCUCUUUCAAGCUUUCAAUCCUGCAUUUACUCUUCAAACCCCACAACCAAUUUAGGCCCCACCCCCUCUAUCGCCUCAUCUUUCACUUACUCCCCAACCAAUCCUUUAUAUGUAUAUAAAUACACAUCCUCUGUUGCAAAGAAUAUGAAUAUGAUAUUCUUUUUUAUUGACAUGAUGAAGAAGGAGCAGCCAUGAGAGGUUGCCAUGAGACUCGCUCUUCUUCUUCUUGUGCAGCCUGCAAAUUGCUCAAGAGAAGAUGCACUCCCACAUGUAUAUUUGCGCCUUAUUUUCGGUCUGAUGAGCCUAAGAAGUUUGCCAAAGUUCAUAAGGUUUUUGGGGCCAGUAAUGUGAGCAAGAUUCUGACUGAGGUGCCCGAGGAGCAGAGAGAGGACACUGUGAACUCCUUGGCUUAUGAGGCUGAGGCCAGGCUGAGGGACCCUGUUUAUGGCUGCAUCGGUGCCAUAGCUCUGUUGCAGACUAAAAUGGUGGAGCUUCAACAUGAUCUUGCCAUUGCCAAAGCUCGUCUUGCUCGUUAUGCUGAUUCUGAUCAUAAUUAUAGCACCUUUUCUUCUUCUUCUUCUUCUUCUUCUUCUAUGGGUGUUUUGGAAAAUUGUGUUGUUAAUAUGCCUUAUGGUGGAUUGAGCAUCGCUGCAGGGCAGAGCUCUUCCGCAAUCACCCAAUAUGGAUAUUUAUGUGACUUCACCCACUUUCCUUAUCCAUCUAAAGCUUGAUACUUUGAGCUCUGUCUCUCUGUCUCCCUGUCUCUAUCAUCAGGGUUUGAUGAAGAUUUUCAUUUUUUUGUUUCUGUAUAAAGAAUCCCAACUUGAUUGUAGUUGAGAAUUUCUUGUUUUGA
This is a messenger RNA of Cucurbita moschata (crookneck pumpkin), 1188 nucleotides long. Its product is annotated as LOB domain-containing protein 21-like. The transcript has a single exon. The record is from RefSeq and is a predicted model, not a curated record. Lineage: Eukaryota; Viridiplantae; Streptophyta; Magnoliopsida; Cucurbitales; Cucurbitaceae. Bases 527 to 1066 code for a protein of 179 amino acids.